AUGGAGUACGAAACAUACACAAGCACAGUCGAAGGUUUUGCAAUUGACUAUCCAAAGAAAUGGAUGUGUGUCAAGAAUUCAGGUUACAGCAGUGUCAUGUUCACUCCAUCACCAAACCAAGCAAACUUUAACCUUAAUGUUUGUGUUCAAGAUUUAAGAGCAACAUGUACUUUUAUAUCUACUUUACUUUUCUCUACUUUUAUAGCUGCAACAAGAGGACAAAUCCCAACACCACAAGAAUUCUUGCAAGUAUCAAUUGAUCAAGUAAAAGAGAUGGGAGCAAAGGGAUUAGAGUAUGGAUCGGUCAAGAUUGGUGUUGAUAAUAUCGAUGGAUACUAUAUGAACUAUGGUUUGGAGAACCCACAAGGCAGCGUUGCCAUUCGUCAAGGAUUCUUCCAACGCGAAAACUUCACCUUUGUCAUUACACUUUCAGUGCCAACACCACUCAACACCCCCGAUUUGGUAAAGGUACACCAAACUGCCAUCCGUUCAUUCCGUCUCUUUACUGCCCGUGGUUACAAGGUUUGUCUCAUGUCUCCAAACAUUGGAGAAUGCCAAAUUGGAAACAACCACCGUUUUGCCAUCUAUUCUCCAAAGCAAUGGAAAACCAUAAAGACUUCACAAACCAACCAAUACCAUUGGAAAUCAGACAAACAAGAUAACCUUCACAUGCAAUCAUCGGUCGACAAAUUGCAAGCCCCAAUCGACACUGCUUUGAAAUUUAAUCAUUGGAUCAAAGAGGAAAUGCAAAAAAAGGCUAUCGAUGGAAAGGUUCAAGUAUCUUCACAAAGUGAAAUUGAACAUUUUAUUGAUCUCUCUGGUUUGGAAAAUGUUAAAUAUAGUGCAAUUAAAUUAUUUUUCUCAUCAAAUACAAUGGAAAUUAAGGGAGAUUAUGAAAUGGUUUAUCUUAUUGUAGAAGAUACUGUAUUUACAUUCACAUUGAUCACUGGAUUAGGAGAAAACAAGGAUUGGAGCGUAUUGUUGGAAUCAUCGGUUGGAGCUUUAAAGUUGAUUGAAGAGAGUGCAGACAAUAGCAACAAAAAGACACCAGCCAUUCCAAAGGAUAGUAUCCUUACCUACAACUUGUUUGUCAAUAUUGUUGGUGGAUACCGUGUACUCAUUCCAAAGCACUUUGAAGUAUUUGAAAUGAAUACCAACUACUAUGAAACCGUCAUGUUUUACAGCACUUUGCUCAAGCAAGCCAAUAUCCCAGUCUUUUCUAUCAAUGUCGAAGACUUGGGUGUCUCUGUCAUCCUCCCACAAUACAAGGGUGUGAUUGCACAAAUGAUGGGCGAGUCACUCGAUAACGCCCGUGUCUUGAGCGACAAGCCAUCAAGAUUGGACAACUACCAAGCCUCUAUUACCGAAAUCCACGGCUUUGACUCUACCAUUUCAAGCGGUAUCGUUGUUGCUCUCUUCAAGUGUGCCGUCAUCAAGCGUCGUGUCGGUGUUCUCAUUUCCCUUCGUACCGCUCAAACUGAAUAUGAAGCUCUCUAUAAAUCAUCCAUCUUUGCUUUUGAUACUUUUAAAAUCCUUGGAAAACAAAACAAUAGUAAAACAAGUAGUAGUCGUAGUAAUAGAAUUAGUAAAUAG
Molecule: messenger RNA, 1593 nt
Organism: Cavenderia fasciculata
Lineage: Eukaryota; Evosea; Eumycetozoa; Acytosteliales; Cavenderiaceae
Exons: 4
Coding region: 1-1593 (530 amino acids)
Biological process (GO): photosynthesis
Cellular component (GO): photosystem II; extrinsic component of membrane; photosystem II oxygen evolving complex
Molecular function (GO): calcium ion binding
Source: RefSeq, a predicted model, not a curated record